UAGUACCAUUUCAUGAGUCUCCCCAUUCAGUUGAAUAGAGCGCUUGGACCCGGAAGCCGCUCUGCGUGACGUCACACUUAACAAGCGGAUUACUCUCUACAGCUGAUGACAAUCUGGAUUUGUCACACACGCAUAUCUGCAGGUCAUUAUUGCAGCCUCAGCUCUACGCCCAAGCCCACCUCAGCUCAGCCUCAACUACAUGCCCAGGCCUUCUUCAGCUCCUCUUCCUGCCAAGGCCCGCCUCAGCUCCGCUUCCUGCCAAGGCUCGUCUCAGCUCUGCUUCACGCCCAGGCCCGUCAUGGCUCGGCUCCACGUCCAUGCUCGCCUCAGCUCUACACACAUGCUUCGCACAGCACUGCUUCAUGCCCAGGCCCACCUCAGCUCCACUUCAUGCCCAGGUCCGUCACGGCUUAGCUUCACACCCAGGCUCGCCUCAGCUCAGCCUCAGCUCCACGCCCAGGCCUGCCUCAGCUCCGCUUCACACCCAGGCCCGUCACAGCUCAGCUGCACGCCUAGGCACUCCUCAGCUCUGUGCUCUGCUUCACAUCAGGCCUGCUUCAGCUCUGCUUCAUGCCCAGGACCACCUCGGCUUGGCUCCAUGCCCAGGCCUACCUCAGCUCAGCCCCAUGCCCAGGCUCACCUCAGCUCCACGCCCAGGCUCAUCUUAGCUCCACGCCCAGGCUCGCCUCAGCUCUACUCCUAGGCCGCUUAACUCAGCUCCGCUUCACGCCCAGGACCACCUCGGCCGAUGCCCAGGCCCGCCUCAGCUCAGCCCUGUGCCCAGGCUCUCCUCAGCUCCACGCCCAGGCUCAUCUCAGCUCCACGCCCAGGCUCUCCUCAGCUCCACGCCCAGGCUCAUCUCAGCUCCACGCCCAGGCUCUCCUCAGCUCCACGCCCAGGCUCAUCUUAGCUCCACGCCGAGGCUCACCUCAGCUCCAUGCUCGCCACAGCUCAGCCUCAGCUCCAGGCCCUGGCCCUCCUCAGCUCCACACCCAGGCUAUCCUCAACUCCACGCCCAGGCUCAUCUCAGCUCCACACCCAGGCCCUCCUCAGCUCCACACCCAGGCUCUCCUCAACUCCACGCCCAGGCUCAGCUCAGCCCCGUGCCCAGGCUCUCCUCAGCUCCACGCCCAGGCUCAUCUCAGCUCCACGCCCAGGCUCUCCUCAGCUCCACGCCCAGGCUCACUUCAGCUCCACGCCCAGGCUCACUUCAGCUCCAUGCUCGCCUCAGCUCAGCCUCAGCUCCAGGCCCUGGCCCUCCUCAGCUCCACACCCAGGCUUGCUUCAGCUCCACGCCCAGGCUCGCCUCAGCUCCACUCCCUGGCCCGCCUCAGCUCAGCUUCAGCUCCACGCUCAUGCCUGCCUUCAACUCCUAGUCCAUGCCUGCCUCAGCUCAGCAUCAGUUGCACACCUAGGCCCUCCUCAGCUCUGUGCUCUGCUACACUCCAGGCCCGCCUCAGCUCUGCUUCACGCCCAGGACCACCUCGGCUCAGAUCCAUGCCCAGGCCCACCUCAGGCCCAUGCCCAGGCCCGCCUCAGCUCAGCCCCAUGCCCAGGCUCUGCUCAGCCCCAUGCCCAGGCUCUCCUCAGCUCCACGUCCAAGCUCAUCUCAUCUCCAGGCCCAGCUCUCCUCAGCUCCACGUCCAGGCUCAUCUCAUCUCCACGCCCAGGCUCAUCUCAGCUCCACGCCCAGGCUCUCCUCAGCUCCACGCCCAGGCUCAUGUCAGCUCCAUGCCCAGGCUCACCUCAGCUCCAUGCCCACCUCAGCUCAGCCUCAGCUCCAUGCCCAGGCCCUCCUCAGCUCCACACCCAGGCUGCCUCAGCUCCAUGCCCAGGGUCGCCUCAGCUCCACUCCCUGGCCCGCCUUAGCUCAGCUUCAGCUCCACGUGCAUGCCUGCCUAAGCUUAGCAUCAGUUGCACACCUAGGCCCUCCUCAGCUCUGUGCUCUGCUACACUCCAGGCCCACCUCAGCUCUGCUUCACGCCCAGGACCACCUCGGCUUGGCUCCAUGCCCAGGCCCACCUCAGGCCCAUGCCCAGACCUACACUCCCUGGCCCGCCUCAGCUCAGCUUCAGCUCCACUCCCAUGCCUGCCUCAGCUCAGCUGCACGUCUAGGCCCUCCUCAGCUUUGUGCUCUGCUACACUUCAGGCCUGCUUCAGCUCAGCUUCAUGCCCAGGACCACCUUGGCUUGGCUCCACGCCCAGACCCACCUCAGGCCCCUCAGCUCAGCCCCAUGCCCAGGCCUUCUUCAGCUCCACGCCCAGGCUCACCUCAGCUCCAUACCCGCCUCAGCUCAGCCUUAGCUCCACGCCCAGGCCCACCUCAGCUCAGCUUCAGCUCCACGUCCAUGUCUGCCUCAGCUCAGCCUCAGCUCCACGCCCAGGCCCACCUCAGCUCCCCUCCACACCUAGGCCCGCCUCAGCUUCGCUCCACGCCCAGGCCUUCUCCAGCUCCGCUCCAUGCCCAGGCCCACAGCAGUAGAAAAUAAUUUAUGUGGUUUUCUUGAACUCUACUUAAUUUAUACAACACUUCAGUAUAUCUUUUACUGACAAUUAUUAGCCAAAAUAUUCUGACUGUCUACUGCUAUGCUGUAUUUUUUCAACAAAAAAAGUAUUAAAUUAGAAUAAAAGCAUCAGGGAAGGUGAAAGCUCUUGACGCCUAAAUUGACAACAUUUGCUUAUUUUUGCUGAUGAUUAGGUAAUCAAAGUCAUUUGAAUGUUAGAAGAGCGUGAAUUCAAUAUACACUAUUUUGUUAUGGUGUUUUAUUUCCAUGCCCUUUUCCUUUAAUUUAUUGAUGGUUUUCUCAAAUCUCUUUGAAAGUAUUGUGUUAUGGCUGUAUGACUCGGACAUAUCCUAAAAUGCUUUACAUGGCUUAAUGUAGAACAAUGCUUAACAUGUCUGCAUCAUUAGUCAAUGCAUAAUAUGCUUUUAUUAACAAGGUGAAGGCUACAUUAAAUCGUAAUAUCAUUUUCAAAAUUUAAUAUCAUUGUAACUCAUCAUAUUAACUGCAUUAAGCCAAAUCAAGUGUUAUGCAUGACAGGCUCUAAUUAGGCCUGAUCUGCUUGUCUAUACUGUUUUAUCCACAAUAAAUACAGUAUAAUACAGAGCAAAAUAUUAUUUUCAGCAAAACGUAGGAAUUAAAUGAUUAGUUCACUUUGAAAUUAAAAUUACACCAACUUUUAUUCACCCUCAAGACAUCUUAGGUGAAACUGAACUAAUAAUUUAUCUAAACCAACAUAUUAGUUAGAUUGUCACCUCUGUUCUGUUAAAAAGCGAAAUACUCAGUGAAACGCUCUCCCCAUUAGACUGUAGGUCUACAUGACAACAUGCCUGCAGUGAUGUACACUCUUAAGAUCACUUAAUGUGAAAAUGUGCUUAAAGUACUAAGACCCAAAUUCAGCAUACACCAAAUUACUGUAUGUAAUCGCAAUGCAACUUCAUAAACAGAUAAGCCAACAAAACCAUUGAUAAGACUAAUGCAAUGCCAUGUUAUGCAAUGCCUGUUUCAGUUUUAAAAUGGUCAUGUACUAUCAUGGGUUCAGAAUAAAGGCUCUCAAAGGUGUGGGAGAGUUGCUCUGUUUAUUUAUAAUUUUGGUUUAUGUAUCAGUAAAUUAAAAAGUCUAUAUUUAAAUAAAGCCUAAUAAACAAAUUUGUAUACAAAAUAAUUAUUUUUAGUUUUUAUUUCCAUGGUUAAAAAGGAAUUAUGGACACAUAUGAACAUUAAUUUCUGUGUUUUGCAUCAGACAUAAAUCAACUUAAUGUAAGAGGUCUAAACAAAACACUGACAAUAGAUGGUCAGAACGAAGGCCUGAUGAGUACAACGAAACAUUCCCGAGCAGUGUGUUGACCUGACUUAAAAAGUCCCCACCACGACCACCCCUCCCCCACUGGAUGAUGCAAUCGCGCGCGGCCGCCAUUUUAGUUUCUAAUUGGAGCGCUGCAGGUAAUGCAGAAUACACUGCCGCGAGCGCGACGCAGCCGGCACCUCAUCAGAGAUUUCAUCGAGUGAUGGACGCAUGAUGGAGGAAAAAAAGGUAAGACUUUUUAUAUAAAUAUCAUAGUAAAUUUAGAAUUCUGUUUAUGGACCGAUCACUUCAACAGAUUAAGCAUGCUGUUAAGAUUGGUUUGGCUACUGUUAUAGCAAGGCUGACGUUAGUUGUUCACUAAGGUUAACUAAGUUAAUGUUAGCCAGCAUAUUUGUGUCGUAAUUAACUUUCAUUAUGCUAACAUAACUAUGUGAAGGUCUUAACCUAAGAGCACGUGUGUUGUAAACAUUUUUCAUACACUUUAAGGUAAGUUAGUUAAACAAUACAAACUAAUGUGCUUAAAGAUUUAACGUUACCAAUGUCUCAUAUCCAUAAUGGAAAUGUUUAAACUUGGAGGUUACGUUAGUAAUGCUGACCCCAAGUUCACGCCUGCGUUAGAAUCGGCGUGAUAUUAACUGUUUAUUUCUUCAGUGAGAUUCGUGCUCCAAAAGACAGUAUAAGCAUGUUUUGUUAACGUUAGAGUAAGUUACUUUAUUUAAUACUAACGUUAGCCGCUUCUAGUUGUAUAUCACACGUGGCCUAAUGCUAAGUUCAGUAUGUGUACAUUUAUUGAAAUUACCUUUACUUUGCUUCCAUACAGAUUAAACGAAGAGAGACAUUCAGCUAUACAGAAGGACAUGGAUAGUGACGCAGACACUGUAAUCCUAGAAUUACCCAGUUCUACAUGACCAAGAGCCUGUGAUGUCCCAGAGCGAAGAAGGACUGAGAGUGUAUUUGUGCCUCAAGAUACA
Molecule: messenger RNA, 4778 nt
Organism: Danio rerio (zebrafish)
Lineage: Eukaryota; Metazoa; Chordata; Actinopteri; Cypriniformes; Danionidae
Source: RefSeq, a predicted model, not a curated record